This is a messenger RNA of Pogona vitticeps (central bearded dragon), 1971 nucleotides long. RefSeq names its product cardiotrophin-2. Gene Ontology annotation, cellular component: extracellular region. The record is from RefSeq and is a predicted model, not a curated record. NCBI's taxonomy places the organism in Eukaryota, Metazoa, Chordata, Lepidosauria, Squamata, Agamidae. Gene Ontology annotation, biological process: positive regulation of tyrosine phosphorylation of STAT protein; cell surface receptor signaling pathway. Gene Ontology annotation, molecular function: cytokine activity.
GAAGGGAAGAAGGUCCUCCUUGGUCAUCGUCCUCCACUAGGGAAGGCAAUCACAGAAAGUUUUGGGAAGAAGUACCUCCAUCAAUCAGCAGGGGGUGACAGAGAGAACCUGGCAUUUCUACUAGGAUUUAAAACUUGCACCAGAUUUUAAACUGGAAGAAUAAUGUGCCUUUCCUUGGCCAGCAGCCUCUUGGCCGUCGGUGUAGCCCUGAUCCACAUGGUUUCUCCUGAGCCUGGCUCUUGCGCCAAUGCAACGAUUACCCAGACCUACAACCUGGUCCGCUUGAUGCAAGCCAACACGACGGUCCUCCUGAACACCUAUCUUAGUCAUCAAGGUAGCCCAUUUAGUGAACCUGGCUUCUUCAACACAGGACGACUACACUAUGACGGUGUGCCAACUAUUGCGAUCCAUUUCCUGGAAUGGCGGAGCAUGACCGACAUGGAACGCCUGGGCCAGAACUAUAGAGUUUAUAGCAUCUUCUUUGAGUUUCUGCAACUGAUUUGGGAUGACCAGUUAGAAAUCAACCCCUAUGAGACUGAACUUCUAGAGAUGCUGAAGGCCACCCAGCUGCAUAUCAAGGGCCUGCUCAGCAACCUGACAGGCAUCAUGUGCUCCUUAGGUUCUCCACCCACGCCCCUAACGGACCCGCUCAUGAUGAAGGUUACAGAAGCUGACACUUUUGAGAAGAAAUUUCGAGGAUCUGUGGUGUGUUACAGGUACAGGCAGUGGGUUGACCGGACUGUUCGAGACUUCUCCCUUCUUCAGAACAAAUAUCGAAGUUAAGAACUACUCAAGGAGUUGGGUGACUUCUACAUUCAACUCCUUAUUGCAGACUUCUCAGGGAAACUGGGCGGAGGACCAAAGAAGACAGCUACAACAUAGGUAGCAUGUCAGGACCAAUUUUGUCAUGGAGUAUCCUUGUUAAUUUAAGUUUGCUCCAGAGAGAGCUAUGAAAACGUGCUGCGGGAUUUUAGUAGAAACUGGUUGUGCAUGGUUCUGAUUGGCCACAGUCAUCUGCCACAUGACCAAGAUCUGCUUCCAAAUCCCAGAAAGGUUUUGCCCAGAAAUAGCUUCCUUUUUAAAAUAUUCAUCAGGAAAAAAAUUAACAAAUUUAUGAAUAAACAUUUAUGUGGCACUUAAAGUAUCUGUGCUUGAGAAGGGAAAUGGCCCACCUGAAGAGUCAGUAGGGAGGGAAAGAUGAAUCUGAGAGCUGAGCCAGAAUUUGCUUCACUGGCAUUAAUGAUAUGAAAAACCUCUCAGAAUUUGGUUUUAUUCAAUUUCUCUGUUCUGGUCUACCUUUUGUUCCUAUCCUGGUUUUGUUCUGGGUUGUGAGACUUUCCUUUUCUUCCCAAUCUGAAAUCUCUGUCUUUUUUGGCAGGAAAUUUUUUUCCCCUCACGUACGCUUUUAUUUAAACCUUUUCCCUCAUUGAUUUAUUGGCCCUCGUCGCAUUUUUGUCGUUCUCAUUUUAAAAAGUGCAUACAAGUUUUACAGGCAUUUGGUCUGCCUGAAACACCUGCUGUGUGAAUUCUCAAGGCGAGAUCUAUCCGUUCUUGCAGCGAGAAUGAAAACACAACUUUGGCUGAAAAACCAAGGUGGGCAGCGAUGUUCAUCUCUUGCAACGAACCCAUAAAGAAUCCUGUGGUCCAUUAAAAAGAGAAAAGGUUCGUGUCCUGCAGCUGGCUGUGAUGAAGUGGACCACACUCUUGAUAAAUUUAUGCCAAAUAAGACUUGUUAGGUGUUAUGGUGCUCCAAAACUCGUCAGUUUUGCUUUCCUCGAGAAAGUAAUCCAAUGAAAUUCUUUUCAGUUCCUAGCUGGCACACACACUUCUUGCUUCGGUUGCAACGUCCUGAGAAAAAGAAACUGGGAGUGCCCCGGUUUUGUUACCUUUGUCUUCAGCCACUGAGGUUUAGCCUCUGCUCAACUAGACAUCUUCCAAAUAUUAUUUUCACUUUCCCAACAACAAAGUCUU